UGUUGCUCUCUCUCUUCCGAUGUGAGUUUUUUUAGCGGUUGAGCAAUUUUUUUUUUUUGUAAAAUCGUAAGUUCUUACGUGAUAUGUGCAUGACUUUAUUUAAAAAGUAGGAUGCUCGUGUCACGAUGUGUUUCAAGCACGCGAAACGAUGAAGCUAUCAGUUGUACUUUUUUAUACGCGUAGCCGGCGUAGCUUAGUUGUUAGAGAUUGGAGAGUGGACUUUAACAGUUAGUUGAGGUUAGGAUAAGUUUAAAUGGCUUAUUGUGCGGUGCUGGUGUGUAGAGUUGGAAAUAACAACGAAUUUUUUUGAAAAUUGUGAUGAAAAGCAUUUGUAAGGCGUGUAUUGUUGUUGGUGCGGACUAAGUAUUCAGAAAAAUGGAUCCAAGUGAGGUGGAGUUCCUGGGUGAAAAGAAACUCGUCAGUAUUGUUCCAAAUUUUAGCUUUGGUAUCAUUCACCUUAUCUCUGGGUCCUUUGGACCUUUCAGAGCUGGUCUGCCCGUUAAAGUUCCUAUCUGGCUUGCUUUGAAUCUCAAGCAACAACAAAAAUGUAGGAUCAUUGCUCAAGAGUGGAUGGACACUGAAUUGCUGGCUGAGGUCAUUGAAAAUGAAAAAGCUGAAAAACUUUUCACCAGAAUGCCAAGCAACCACUUUAUGGAUGAAGCACAAAUGCUCCUCAAUGCUGCUGCCGAUGAUAUUCCUGAAGCUGAUAAGAUUAGAACUGCUGUGAAGGACAUUUGGGACUUGAGAAUGUCCAAGCUACGCAGUUCUGUCAUAAAAUUUGUUGAAAGUGAGAGCAUGUAUGCUAAACUGGAUCACCUGACUGCCAUGGAAAUAAAUAGUAUAAGAUCUUUACUGCCAAACGCUCUGGAUGUAAUGCAUCGUAUGGAAGAAGCAACAAAACCACCAAAAACAUCGACUCAGAGUCAUGAUACAACUAUAGUCUAACGAAAUAACGACCUGUAGAUAAUAAUAUAGUAUG
Messenger RNA from Copidosoma floridanum, 979 nucleotides. It is a transcript of the gene Psf2, whose product is annotated as DNA replication complex GINS protein PSF2-like protein. NCBI's taxonomy places the organism in Eukaryota, Metazoa, Arthropoda, Insecta, Hymenoptera, Encyrtidae. Gene Ontology annotation, cellular component: nucleus; GINS complex. The record is from RefSeq and is a predicted model, not a curated record. Gene Ontology annotation, biological process: DNA replication; double-strand break repair via break-induced replication.